Molecule: messenger RNA, 1713 nt
Organism: Helianthus annuus (common sunflower)
Lineage: Eukaryota; Viridiplantae; Streptophyta; Magnoliopsida; Asterales; Asteraceae
Product: pre-mRNA-splicing factor SLU7-A
Exons: 4
Coding region: 270-1448 (392 amino acids)
Biological process (GO): mRNA splicing, via spliceosome
Cellular component (GO): spliceosomal complex
Molecular function (GO): pre-mRNA 3'-splice site binding
Source: RefSeq, a predicted model, not a curated record
UGUAUUUAUCUUGAAAUUCGAAAGUCCUAUUAAAAAUGGAUAGUAAGCUCAACUAACCCAAUGUUUAUGGGCUUUAAAAAAUAUAUAUAUUAACUUUUAACCCUAACGAAAACCAUUGUUCGUUCUCUCACGUGACGAACAAGAAAUCGCUCUCAAAAUCCUUAAACGAAACAACCCUAACAAAAAUUUGUACGUGAAUCGGAUACUCCUAGCGCCAUUCACCACCACAUAUUCCGGUCCCGGCUUCAUUCUUGAUCAGUGCUUUGUUAAUGGCAUCCGACCUACCAGACAACCAUCGGAAAAAAAGAAAGAUGCAAAAAUAUUCUACACCAAAUAAUGAAGUCACCCCCUUCCGGAAAGCGGCGUUCAAGUCCAGGGAGGAUCACAGGAAGCAGAUAGAACUGGAAGAAGCGCGUAAAGCCGGGCUUGCACCUGCGGAGGUUGAUGAAGACGGAAACGAGAUCAAUCCACAUAUUCCUCGGUAUAUGUCAUCUGCUCCUUGGUAUCUUAAUGCGGAAAGACCGAGUUUAAAACAUCAACGGAAAUGGAAACUUGAUCCAAAUAACAAAAACUGUUGGUACGAUAGAGGAGCGAAAACAUUUCAAGCUGACAAGUUCAGAAAGGGUGCAUGUGAAAACUGUGGAGCCAUUACACACACUAGCAAAACCUGCAUGGAAAGACCCCGCAAGGCUGGAGCGAAAUUGACCGGUAAAAAUAUAGCACCUGAUGAGAAGAUCGAGACUUUUGAUCUCGAUUAUGAUGGCAAAAGGGACCCGUGGAAUGGGUAUGAUGCAGCGUCGUAUGCUCAUGUGAUUGAUCGAUAUGAAGCUCGAGAUGAAGCGCGGAAAAAGUAUUUAAAAGAGCAACAGUUGAAAAAGCUUGAAGAAAAGAACGAUAGUGAUGGUGAAGACGGUUUAAACGUAGAUGAAGCGAAAGUUGAUGAAAGCAAGCAGAUGGAUUUUGCUAAGGUCGAGAAACGUGUGCGUACUACUGGCGGUGGGUCCACAGGAACUGUAAGGAACCUCCGUAUUCGAGAAGAUAUAGCUAAAUACCUUGUUAAUCUUGAUGUGAAUUCCGCUCAUUAUGACCCGAAAGCGCGAUCCAUGCGUGGGGAUCCGCUGCCAGAUAUGGAUCCGAAUGAGAAGUUUUAUGGUGGGGAUAAUCAAAAUAGAAUAAGCGGUGAAGCUUUGGAGUUUAAGCAGCUGAAUGUACAUGUUUGGGAAGUUUUUGACGAGGGGAAUGAUGUGCACAUGCAAGCGGCUCCUUCACAAGCUGAAUUGUUGAACAAAAGUUAUAGGAUUAAUAAAGAAAUGUUGAGAUCGAAAGCGAAGGAGGCGAUUUUGGAAAAGUAUGGGAAUGCGGCUGCUGAAGACGCGCUUCCAAGAGAGCUGUUAUUGGGUCAGAGUGAGAGAGAAGUUGAGUAUGAUCGCGUUGGCAGGGUUAUUUAGAAGGAGGACAAGAGGAGGAAUAGAGAGGUGAACGGAAGCGCAUAUAUAAUGCUAACUGGAAUGAUGAUCUGACAGCUGAAGAUAUGGAGACGUAACUUAAUUUAAAACGACUAUUUUACCUUUUUAUUAGAAAAAUAGAUUUAAUAACCUCAGUGCUCCCAUUGUUUCUUUCUUAGUUUGAUUAGAUGUUAAUAGUUAAUUUGAGUCGAUUGUAUUAAGGUCACCUUGCACUUGCACAACUGUUAUUGAAGGAUGCUUAAGAGUA